AUGGGGAGCACUCCUUCCAAGGCUGGGGGUGCUUGGCAGAGGCCCUCAGUCCAAUCCUUUGCAGGUUGGCCCUCAGAGAGCAAAGCUGUCAUAUGGGACCUGGGCACUCUGCUCCUGACCUACACCUGUGUCUGCUGGGGUGUCUCUGUACCAGAGCAGGGAGCAGGACCAAGGACUGGGGUGUUCACCUGCUUCAGCAACGUCAUCAUCAGGAUUGACUGCCAUUGGUCAGCUCCAGAGCUGGCCAGGGACUCUGAUGCCUGGCUCCUCUUUACCAGCAACCUGGCACCUGGCAGCAGGCACAAGUGCACCUUCUGGGGCAACAUGUGUACCCUAGUGCUGCCCCCUGAGGAGAUGCUGCUUCCAAGUGACAACUUCACCAUCACCUUUCAUCAUUGCAUCUCGGGGCAGGAGCAGAUCAGCCUGGUGGACCCAGAGUUCUUACCAUGGAGACACGUUAAGUUGGACCCUCCCUCUGACUUGCAGAGCAAUGUCAGCUCUGGCCAGUGUAUCCUGACCUGGAACAUUAGUCCUGCCCUGGAGCCCAUGAGUACACUACUCAGCUAUGAGCUGGCCUUCAAGAGACAAGAAGAGACCUGGGAGAGGGCCCGGCACAAGGACCGCAUUGUUGGAGUUACCUGGGUCAGCCUGGAAGCCAUUGAGUUGAACCCUGGCUCCACUUAUGAGGCCAGGCUACGUGUCCAAAUGGCAGUGCUGGAGGAUGACAUGGCAGAGGAAGAGCAUUUUGAAGGCCAGUGGAGUGAGUGGAGUCAGUCUGUGUACUUCCCCUCUCCCCAGCGACAGGACCAUGUGAUCCUACCCUGGGGGUGGUCGGAGAGUACCCUUGUUGCUGGGUGUGUCUUUCUCCUGCUCACUGGCCUUAGCCACCUCCUGUUCAAGCUGUCACCCAGGGUAAAAAGAACCUUCUACCAGAGUGUGCCCUCUCCGGCAGCAUUCUUCCAUUCCCUCUACAGUGUGCACAAUGGGAACUUCCAGACCUGGACAGGUACUUCCAGAGUGAGACCACAACCAACCCAAGAUGGUGUCAACACUCCACAAGGAGGCUCAGAGUCCAGUGUCUUGGAGGACAUCACAGUGCUCACCUAUGGCCCGGCAUGCCUCUGGCAAUUCUCCAGUCUGAAGAAGGGCAUAGUCCCUGGCUUCCCAGGGUUCUCCAGCUCAGAGCAUGUGUUGCAAGCAGACUGUGUGGAAUUGUGGGGACAGCCAUCUGCCUACCUGCCACAGGAGGACUGGGGCCCUGAAUAUUCUACCAGGCCGGCUCCCCCAGAUUCAGAAGGUGGUAGUAGCUAUUAUACAUUGGGCUUCCAUGGGGAGUGCAGUCCCUCAACUCUCUUAGCAGACACUCUGAGCUCUGAACCCACUCAACCUCAGCCUAUGACCUUUCCUGGGUCCAGCAGGGCCUGA
Messenger RNA from Jaculus jaculus (lesser Egyptian jerboa), 1425 nucleotides. It is a transcript of the gene Il9r, whose product is annotated as interleukin 9 receptor. The transcript has 8 exons. Gene Ontology annotation, cellular component: external side of plasma membrane; membrane. Gene Ontology annotation, biological process: cytokine-mediated signaling pathway; immunoglobulin mediated immune response. The coding region runs from base 1 to 1425 and encodes 474 amino acids. NCBI's taxonomy places the organism in Eukaryota, Metazoa, Chordata, Mammalia, Rodentia, Dipodidae. The record is from RefSeq and is a predicted model, not a curated record. Gene Ontology annotation, molecular function: interleukin-9 receptor activity; interleukin-9 binding.